UUCCAGAUAGGGGUUCAUACUUAAUUUUGAGGUGAGCAAUGAUAAAACGGUUUUGUACAGCGAUUAACAGUCAAAGUAUGUAGUGAUAUUUAUAGUCUUGCCUGAAAUUUUACGGGAAGUUCCCCCUACUUCUUUACAUAGGACUACACCUACCCCUGCCUCCAGGUGUACCCUAUUCACAUUUAUGAUUGUGUAGAAAAAGAAAUUGUUACCAUCGACCAGUAAAAGAGACGAAAGACCCUUGGGCUUUGAGAGCUAGGAAGCUUUUUUACGCCGAAAAAUUGAAGAGACUAACAACAACAUGAAAUUUUCAAUUCUAUGAUUCAUUUUUGGCAAAUGUGAAGAUAAAAUUGACCUGUAAGGAUAAUUCUUUAAAGCUCAAAAUGCUAGAAAGGCAAUUUUUACAUCAAAUAUCUACUUUCCCUUUAUAAAAAUGCAGUUCGUCUGUUUUUGCUUUGGUUACCCCCGUCACCAUUUCUUAUUGAAGGGGCACACCAUUUUGUGAUAAUGAUCCUUUGAAACAUAAUUGAAAGGUUUGGAUUCUAGAUACCAAUGCCACAAAUAACUUCACCUUGGUAAAGACCCGACCCUACUGAUAACCUUUGUUACAAAAGACUGGUCGUAAUUGGCAACCAAUAAAAAUAUUUGUUGUACAACUAUUUGUUUCGCUUUAUUAAACCCAAACUCCCGCGAAUGUACUAUUGUGUUCUUUUGUGCAAUGCUCACUUAGGCUUGCUGUAAACAGACAUGGAUGUAAAAAGUGGCACAUGGAGAAGAAGUCUGGAAAUGCCGUUCGGUUUGAUUCUUAUCGUGUUCUUUGCUAUUACGGCCAUUGAUGGACAAUGCCCUGGUGUUGGUCUAACUGGAUAUCGAGUACACGAAUACGUCAAAGCUGCCACUACAAAUGAAACAUCACCAGGCUGCCUCGACUCUGCAAACAAGACUUAUCAAGUGACUCUAAAGAACCCACGCACAGUCACCAAUGUUGGGGUUAAUUCUGGUAAUUUACUACUGACGGAUGUUAGAUAUUCUUACAAUUCAAGCACGUGGCUUCGAUACAAUGGAAAGGUUACGAAACAGGACGUCAAUACAAUUUCCUUUGACCCACCAAUAUUUUUACUGCACCUUGUAGUAAGUCUAGGCCCAUUUUCUGGUCCUAUCCGAUGUCUAAACGUAACGUUAUCGGCGUGUGUCCAAGAUAUUGCACCGGAGGUAUCUUUUCAAUCAACUUCAGAUGCGAGAUUUCACGAUGAAAUAACUCUUCGAUGCACCAUAAAAGGACAACCAUUUGCUAGAAUCGUUUGGCAUACUCUGUAUGGAUUUACAUUUCACACUAAGAAUGUUGAAAAUCAAUACGAUAUUCGUGGAGAUUUUCAUAAUAGCACCUUGCGAAUCACGAAAGUCAGACUGUCUGAGGAUGGGUUUACAUGCAGAGUCGGCUCUCCGCCAUGCUUGAGAGUCAUUUGUUCAGCUAAUUAUCCUGGCUCUACAAGAACAAAUUCCAUUGCAAGGAACUUGGAUGUUUUUCCAGCCUCUCCUGAAAACAUUCAAAUAACAAGAAUCUGGCCUCGCUCUGUGCUGACAACAUGGAAGAAACCGAAGGCGGAUUACAUCACGAACUAUACUUUCUUCGGAAUCGCGUUAACAAGCAAUCGAGGUCCAAGAAGAGACAACAUUCCUGUCACCAAUUUACAAGCGACAGAAUAUAGCAACGUUUUAAAUAAUCUAGCGCCAUGCACCUACUACGCUAUCCAAGUUUCAUCUGUAAACUAUCUAGGAGAAAGUUCUUGGACUCAAGGGAAUUUCACAACUCCGGCGGGUUUGGUUGGAGUAACAUUGAGUAUUCAUAAUGUUUCAUCCUCCUCCGUAUCAACGACCUGGAGCAUACAGGAACAGUUAGGAAAUGGAUGUGAGGUCAACAACGCUACGAAGUUUCUUAUUAGGUACAAAUGCCUAAAUGGACUAUCCGACUUGAGUUUAUGCAGCUCAUUAUUUCAGACAAAUGCAAGUAACAAUCUGAGGAGCAAACUAGUGGGCAUGCUAAAUCCUGCAACAACGUAUCAAAUAUCUGUAACAGCACUAACAACUCAAGCAGAUUACAAUGUCACUUCUGGGGCUAUCGAGUUUGUUACAAAUGAUUCGUUACCCGUUGGCACACCAAACAAUCUACAUAUAACGCAUAUUAACAGUACUGCCGUAAUAAUUUCAUGGGAGGAUAUACAGUCUAAACAUAAGCACGGAAAAAUCAUUCACUUCAAAGCCGAAGCUGUACGGUCCGGUCAAAACGUUGCUAUUUUAGCUAUAAAUUUCACAGCAGAAACAACCAACAGUACAGUAAUUACUGGUUUAAAUCCGUGCUCAAGCUAUACCUUUAGGUUAAGUGGUUGCAACAGUGUCGGUUGUGGACCAAAUGCACAAUUGUCAUUUAGAACACUAGAUAAGCCAAUUAAUUCCACGCUUACUUUGGAUCUGCACUUAAACGAGUCAAAUCCGCUGAAUAUUUUUCUCACAGCUACAGCUGUUGGCAGUACGGAACCUGAGAUUUGUGUUACAGGCUUUACUGUGCAAUACAGAAAAAUGUACGGAGGAAACCUGACUGAAACGAAGCGAUCGCCAUUCAACAGGUCAGUAUCAAUAUUUGAUUUGGAGCCUGUCUCUGUUUAUUUGGUCAGAUCAAGAUUAGUCGGCUACUCAAGCAUCGGUACUUGGACUGAGUUUUCACGAGUGGCGACCAACGAAGGUAAACCGAGUGCUGUGCGGGAUCUGAAACUAAUCCCGCAACCUGCUGGUUUCGGAAAUGUCACGUGGAAAGCUCCGUCCAGACCAAACGGGAUGAUAACACAUUACGUGGUUAAGUUUCACGGAACAAGACACUACAACUCGAGUUUCAUUCACGUUGAAAGCAAAAGCGCGGGUAAUCUGACCAAUAAAGAAUUAAGCGGACUGUUUCCAGCAACUUAUUAUAGGAUAACGGUAUAUGCGACCAAUGCUAAAUACAAAGGCGUCGUUAGUUCCAUUGCUUACGAAAGUGAGGCUAUGCCGCCUUUGCGACCAUCAGAAGUUAAACUUGAUGAGAGUACAAUUAUCCACAGUCAAGUCCGGGCAACUGCUAAACACGUUAAUGCUGAUAACGGACCGAUCUCGGGAUAUCAGGUUAUUGUACUGCGAGGAAUUGGUAACUUGAAUGUGACUGGUGGUCCUAAUAAACUACCUGGAUAUUAUCAGGCAUUGGCGCUCAACCUGAGCUACUAUAUAACACUUAAGCUUUCAGUGUUCAAUGGCUCUAAGUCCUUUCUUAUUGGGGACGGUAAAUCAGAAUCAGGACUUUUUAAUGCACCACUGAGCAGGAGCGCCAACUAUACAGUGUUCAUAAGGGCUGUUACAAUUUGGCAAGGCAGAACUCUAUAUAGUCGAGCAUCGGCAACUGCUUUAUACCGGUAUCCAGUCAGAAGCAGGCCAUUGGCAAUAACUGCAAGCCGAAAAAUGACGUCAUUUGGAAUUCAACUUAUCCAGCUUCAGUCUAACGUAAAGUACGUACGUAUUAUCGUGCAGAAGUUGGAUUCAGGGAAGGCAAUCACUUCAAUACCACACCCCAACCAAUACCCCGAAUCUAAUAUAACAGUAUAUACCAUAUCUAAGAAAAUGAAGUUAUCUCUUCCUUACGUGGCAGCUGAGCUGAGUAGUGCAGUUUUCGUCAAGCUCAAAACUUUUUUCAUCGGUGUUGGCAACCGCACAAGUAGAACGAUUACUAGAAAACGAAGAAACGUUUUAAAUUCGACCUCAUUUUGGAAUGGUCCUUUAGAUCCAGGAUCAUCGUACAGCGUAUUUUUCAGGGUUUAUCAUAGCGAUUUAGUGUAUUACUCCAGUGCUUGGAGUGACCCUUUCGUUACACUGCCAGCUGAACCGGUCGCUGCAGCUCCGCGAGUUUCAACUGUUGGUCUUAUCAUUGGCGUUGUUUUAUGUGUUUUGGCAAUACCAUGCUUUAUAAUACUGGGAAUUCUGUUGUGGAAAAGAUACAAGAAAGUGUUUGAAGCUAAAUGUCACUUUAGUAAUAUGGAGCUUGUGACUAACAACAGCACAGAUAAUAAUGGCACGGCAAACCACUCGUUCUCUGAUGAUGUUUUUGAUCCUGAGAUCAACACAGUCCAAUCGAGUGACUUCGUUUUACAGUAUCCCCUUGAUAUGUCCCAUCCACCAAUUCCUACAGCGGAUUACAUUGACUACGUGGAUGCAAUGAAAGACAAAGAUUAUGCUUUCGAAGAUGAAUUCCAAGAACUGAGCGACGGACCAUCAGGAAGCAAACGCACCGCAAAGAAACAGUGUAACGCAGACUUAAACAGAGAUACAGAUUUUGUGCCUUUUGACAACUCUAGGGUCAUUCUCGAGCAUGCAAAGAAAGGAAACACUGAUUACAUAAAUGCUGCCUAUAUUGAUGGUUUGAACGUAAAAAAUGCAUACAUUGCAACACAAGCACCAUUAACAGAUACUAUGAAGGACUUUUGGGCGAUGGUCUGGCAACAGAAAGUACGUACAAUUGUUAUGUUGACUCACAUUCUUGAUGAAGAUAAAACUAACUCACCGUGUUACUGGCCUUCAAAGCAGAAACUUUCUCUGGGCGACAUUGCAGUUGAAAGCAAGGAUACGGUGUUUGACGACUGCUCCACUGUACGGGCGUUCAUGGUCGCUGCGAAGAAGAUGACACCUAGACUUGUGCGUCACUUCCAGUUUAACAAAUGGCCGGAGAGGGGUGUUCCUAAUUCAGUGAACAAUCUUCUUGCUUUCCGUGAUUUGGUUAACAACUGGCACAAAGGGAAGAACAGUCCGAUGGUUAUACAUUGCAGCAACGGAUGUGGUAGAACAGGCACCUACAUUGCUCUCGAUGCACUUCUAAAGAACUUCAGGACAUCAAAAACUGUUGAUGUCUUCAACUAUGUGAAUUAUCUCAGAUCUCGAAGAACAGGCAUGGUGGAAACAGACAGGCAGUAUGAGUUCAUUUACAAGGCGAUACUCGAGGUGUUCAUGAAACAUGAUAUGAAUACGGAGAUGACAAAAAGAAAUGCAAAGGAGCUUCACCGCAGCCUCAUUAUGAUGGAUCCUCUGAUUGGCUGCAGUGGAUUUGGGAAGAUCUUCAAAGUCUUGCAUCGUGGCUUGAAGACUGAAUCGUCUAUCAUAAAGCACUUUGAAGGUUCCAAAGCAAUAAAUGACUACAAAAACAGGUAUUCCUUUAAAGUACCUCAUGACAGUUUCAGAGUGAGGCUACCAGUUUUUGGGAGUGCAAAAUCCAAUUCAUCCGAUUACAUCAAUGCAACAUUAGUUGCAUUGAGUGACAGCUCCAGAUUCAUAACAACACAAGCACCAUUCGGAAUAACGAUCAACGACUUCUGGACCAUGGUACAUUUCAGCCGCGCUGAUGUGAUUAUCUCGUUGAAUGAUCUUGAGGAGGGCAAAGCCGUUUUUACUCAGUUUUGGCCUACCGGCGAGGUGGAAUCGGCUGUGUAUGGGAAUUUUCGUGUGGUGCUGGAGCUGGAGACGACACCAUUCCCAUGCGUUAUCCGGCGGGAUUUUACACUAUCGGAGCUUGGGCACCCUGAUGUAACAAAAGAAGUCACGCAGUUCCAUAUGUUAGGUUGGCAGGAUCAUGACACACCUACAAGUCGCAUUGCUGUUCUAGAGUUAUGCAAGCAUAUAGUUAGUGAGUAUAUGUCUGAUGAGAAACCGCCAGUGAUAGUUCAAUGCAGUGACGGGUUCGGAAGAAGCGGUACCUUUUGUGCUUGUACCGAGGCCGUUAAAGGGAUGAUGAAUAACGGCGUUGUCGAUAUUCAAAGUAUUGUACGUAAAUUCAAAGAAAGGAACACUGCUUAUGUCGAGAACGUGGCCCAAUUCAAAUUCAUAUUUGACAUUGCGUUGGAUUAUGUGGCAAGACGUGGAUGAGAAAGUUCUUGAUGCUAUUUGAAUAAAGACAAUGUAAACAGAAAAUGACUAUGCGAGUAAAUUCUUAAAAAUAAGAAGAAUAACGAGAAAACUAAUUGAAAAAGCAUUAAGAAUAAAGCACAGUCAAACUUGUUCAAAACAAUUACGUAUAGAUUAUGAGAAAUUGACAAUAUCCAGAGGUGAUUAUCUUAAAGAAAAUAACUAAUCUUGGGCUGUGCCUUUACUUUUAGUUUGAAAUCAAAUCAGAUUCUAACACUUAGUCAAGUUCUUCAGAAUUUAGAAAAGUCUUCGUCCUUCAUUCACCUAAUGAACCAAAACUUCUGAAAAUUUCCUCAGAUCCCUCAACCUCUUUUGAAAACUUUCUUCAAAUCGAUAGAAAGACAAGGCAAGAUUGUACGUAUAAUUUUCAAAAACCUUUUUAGUGAUCUCCCAGCAGUAGAAACACUAUAGUUUUCUAGACAUCAACUGUAUGUCUCGUCACAUAUUUGCAGCAGUUUGUAAAGACCCUUGCGCAACCGGCAUGCUUAGCGGCAGUUGUCCUGACAAAUUGAUUGUUUUUGUAUUUUCAUGCAGUUCGAUAUUAUGCCGGUUUUGAAAAUAAAGUCGCAAAGCAUGUCGGUUGCCCAAAAGCCUUUAAGGUGUGCGGUUCAGGAAGGUGAUCUAAGUUCUUGUGGAAACUAUUAAUGACGAUUAUAUCCUAUUACAAAACCAAGGUAUAACCAGAAAACAAGGCGUUGGCAGCAAAUCGUUGCUUGAAAUUUCUAGAUUUCAUAGCAAAAAAUGCCAAAAUCAGCGAUGAAUGAUUUUGUUCCCAAAUUUCCAUAUUUUUUCCCAGAUUGCCCUUUCGUCUUCCCAUAGUUAAACCUUUCGUCAUGUAAUUUAACCCGAAAUUUCGAUAGGUGAAAGUCUUUUCGCAAAGUAUUUUUCAUUUUUCAAGUAACAGUAACUACAAUAUUGAAAAACAGUAUAGCAUUGCAAUAGCUGAUAGCAAUAGAUGACUUUACAGCGGUCAAACUGCUUACAAACGGUCAAACUAAUUGAGAAGGAAGACGGGCGACCCCAAAAUAUUUGACACUUUAACUUAAAAUAAAGAAAAUUGCUGCCUGUUCAGUAUAAUUUUGAGAAUUUGAUAAUAUCUUUGCUUAUUCUAAGUUUCAUAAACUUCUAGAUUGGCAGUAACUUAAGCAAGUGAUAAAGAUAUAGCUAUAAUAAUAUAUUGAAAAUACUUAGCAUUUUGCAGCAUUGGUAGCAUGCGUUCUUGGUUUCCUUACUUCAUUUAUAUGUGUGGCUUAAACUAUGUUUAUAUAAAUAAAUAUUGUUUCAAUUGUAGAAAGAAUAUAUGCUAAUUUUGUUAAUUUAUAAGAAAUGUGUUAUAUUGUUUUGCUGUGCAAAAUUUAGCAAUGAUACAAAAGUUUUUGCAAACUUUUCCAGCUUAUUUUGUAUCUCUUACUCUCGGCUACCCGAAUCAAUAGAAUUAACUUUGAUUAAAGUGAUAGCGCGACCAACGGACAUAACACAAUAACAGACGAUUCCAUCGACACACAAGUCAUUUCAUCAAAACAUAUCUCCCUGUAAAUCAAAAUCAUACAUAAAUAACAUCCAGGCAACGAACACCUCCCUGCAACAGAACAACUCUGGUUCUAUAGUUGCGCAAACAGAGAUCUAUCGGUUGAUAAAUUUUUUAGAACAGCCAAAAAUGGUCUAUAACUUCACACCAGUUACCAGUUUCAGUCAAUUCUCGAUCUAUUU
Rhopilema esculentum is the source of this 7680-nucleotide messenger RNA. Its product is annotated as receptor-type tyrosine-protein phosphatase delta. Gene Ontology annotation, biological process: protein dephosphorylation. NCBI's taxonomy places the organism in Eukaryota, Metazoa, Cnidaria, Scyphozoa, Rhizostomeae, Rhizostomatidae. Gene Ontology annotation, molecular function: protein binding; protein tyrosine phosphatase activity. The record is from RefSeq and is a predicted model, not a curated record.